AUAGAGUAUAUAAAAGUAAUGUGCAUAAUUAGGGGCCGGGGUUGAAAUAUCGGCUGUGUAUAGGAUCCUAUAAAAGAGGUAACGAAGUGUUCUGGUCUCACGGACUUGAAGAAGAAGCACAACUCUGUCCUCCACAAACUCAACCUUUCUCUCUCAUCAUCUUACCUUGCUUGUACUAGUACUACGACACUACUGUUUUCUUCAGUUUUCAUAUAUCUCCUCCAUAGAGGAAGUGAAACAUAGGAUUACGAGACUUUGAUUCCUUGUCUUUUUUAGACCAUAUGGUGAAUCCCUUUAUUGUCCACCCAACUUUUUAAGCCUCACGCUUACACAAAAUCCUUUUUAACCCUUCUUCUUUCUUGUUUCCUUGGUUGGUUCACUUUGUUAAAAGGACUUGCCUUUGUUAUCGCCUUGAAAACUUUGUGCUCCGUCUGUGUGUGCGUGGUGGUUUACUUUCCUCUUCUUUUUUUGCGCCCCCUUUAAGACUAUAUAUUCCGUCUUUUUUAAAGACGUUUGCUCUUCUUUUUGUCAGAUGUCUUUCAGUCUUUGGUUCUCUCCGUGUGUUUGAAGCUUCCCUUUGACUAUUCCUCCUCUUCUUUUUAAUCCUUUACUACUCUCGUGCCACUCUCAAAACAAUCUUCCUUUAUCCUUCAUUGAAACACUCCUGAGUCCUCUCUUUUCUCACUAAACAGUAAAAAUAGCUAAGCAAACGCUCUGAUAUGGAUCAUCACAAUAUGCUGUGUCCGAUCAAAUAUACAGAACACAAGAAAACCAUCAGAAAAGUGACUAAAUCCUCAACGAUAAAGCCUAAGAAAACAACCCAAGUUCGGAGAUGGUCGGAGUACAACCCAACUAUUCCAAGGACUGUACGGAUAUCCGUUACUGACCCGGAUGCAACCGACUCUUCCAGCGAUGAAGACGAGCUUUUUGGACGGAGACGUGUCAAAAGAUACAUCAAUGAGAUCAGUAUUGAGACGUCGUCCAUCAAUGACGUUAAAGCUCUGAAUACUAGCAGGAAACGAGCAGCUGAAAUUUUACAGCCGAAGCAGAAGGCUUUGAAGGGGAAGGAAGUGCAGUUACCGGCGGAUGGAACUGUUAGGAAGUUCAGGGGUGUGCGUCAAAGGCCGUGGGGGAAAUGGGCGGCGGAGAUUAGAGACCCAGCACGUCGCGUGAGGCUUUGGUUGGGCACUUAUGACACGGCUGAAGAAGCCGCAAUGGUUUAUGACAAUGCGGCUAUUAAGCUUCGUGGUUCAAAUGCCUUAACCAAUUUCAUCACUCCACCAACCAAGGAGAAGUCAGAGGUCAAUGUGGCUUCGAAUUCGGGCUACGAAUCUGGUGAUGAAUCCCACAACCUUUCUUCUCCCACGUCUGUUUUGCGGUUCAGAACGAGCCAAUCCAGUGAAGAAGCAGAACAACAAAGUGGGUCCGAACCAAUUCUCGAAGAAACAAAAGGUGAUGUUUCUGUUUCGGAAGAACAAUGUCCAGUACUGGUGGAAGAGCCAACUCUUUAUUCAAUGCAAAACUUGGAAAACCUUGAGUGCCAAGGCGAAACAAGCGUCUCAAACGAGUACUUGCCCAAUGACGUUCCCUUCUUAGACGAUUUCUUCUACUUUGGAGCUGCAGAACAGACACUACUUGACGACACAACAAGUUUCCCCAAUGAUUUGUGCACGCCGUUUGAUGACAUAUCGUCUUGGGAUUUCGCGAAUGACUUGCUAUUAGACCAUGAAGUUUUCAAAUUCAAGGAUUCAUUUCAAGACUUGGGUGCACUAGAAGUGGAUAAUUAUUUCAAAGACAUUGGAGAUUUCUCCAAUGUUGAUGCUCUAAUGGCCUUGUAAUCCAACCUCAAGCUUUCAACAGUGUUCAUUGUUCCCGGUUUGCCAGAGCUAUUGGCAAAUUUUGUCUACCGGCAACAAUGAGUAAUUGACUAGUGCCUCCCUUCUCUGUUUUACUAAUUGAUGUUUAUUUUCAGGAGUAUAUUAGAGUUGUUUGUUUUAGAUUCUCCGUGUAAGUUAACGGAGUGAAGAAGUAGAUUUAUUUGGUUUUUAUCAAAAAUGUUUUGAUAAUAAGUAGAGAGACUUUCUCCAGUGUUUCGAUGUAAUGCUUUAGCUGGACUUAAAUGAGAUGCAUAAUGUUUACUGAAAUUUGUGUUGCUCGGGCUUCGACGUGCACAUUAAAUUUUCAGAAUCUAGUGUUUUUUCUCCCA
This is a messenger RNA of Capsicum annuum, 2206 nucleotides long. Its product is annotated as ethylene-responsive transcription factor CRF4-like. Gene Ontology annotation, biological process: regulation of DNA-templated transcription. Bases 720 to 1838 code for a protein of 372 amino acids. Lineage: Eukaryota; Viridiplantae; Streptophyta; Magnoliopsida; Solanales; Solanaceae. The transcript has a single exon. The record is from RefSeq and is a predicted model, not a curated record. Gene Ontology annotation, molecular function: DNA-binding transcription factor activity; DNA binding.